Molecule: messenger RNA, 554 nt
Organism: Thamnophis sirtalis
Lineage: Eukaryota; Metazoa; Chordata; Lepidosauria; Squamata; Natricidae
Source: RefSeq, a predicted model, not a curated record
UGGUGAGAGGCGUACAAGUAGGAGCAUUAUAUAAGGCUGUCAGCUUAAUAAUGGAUCUGGAGAAAUUGACUGUCUGGGGAUCGCUGAAACAAAGGACGAAGCCUUUGUUACAAAACCUGAACGUCAGAAGGACUAAAAAAAGCUCCACCAGAUUCACCGAGAGGAGACAGAUUCAUCCUUUAGAUCGCCGACUUAGCUCCUCGGAGCCCGACGUGCUGAACAUAGAUGGAAAGCUAGAAGAAGAGACCCACUACUCCAGGGCCAAGGCCAUGUCCACCUACUUCCCAAGUGGCUUUUCCGCCACCGAGAUAUUUCUUGAAACCAGUAGUAACUCUUCCACCAGGCAGACGGAGGAAGAAUGGCAGUGGCGGAAGGAGGAGACCGUCCGCUUGGAAAUUGGGGUUCAGGAAACCGAAGGGUUGGUGGUUUGUGGGCCAGAUUUGGAAGAGAGGCGGAAAUCCAGCGAAGAUUUUUUUGAUCUGCUGCAAAGGGAUACUUUCAACAAUGACCUUACAGAAGACCCCCUUGAGAUACCAGAUUUGGUGUCUCUGUAA